GAGGCGGCCGGAGUCCCCCGCAGCAGCAUCGCCUCCCUGUCCUGGGCAGCGGUGCCAGUGCGGUGCACCCGCGCGAGCGGCCCUGGCUCGGCCGUUGCAGCCCGGGCUGCCGCUCGCCGCCUCCCGCCGCCGCCUCUCGCAGCGUCGCGCUGCCGCCGCCGCAGCCCCACGGAUCGGCCCCCACGACGGGGCUUCGGCCCCGGAUCCCGCCGAGGGCCAAGCAAUUUCCGAAGAGCUUUCUUCUGCUAUCCUCUUAAUGUGCUGUGUGUCUUCAUGUGCUGAUAGUCUGUAAAAACAGGAUCCACUAGGAUUUUUUAGCACUUUGAGAUACAACAAUGGUGGCACAUAUGCUGUUCAAGCAGAUUCUAAAAGGCUUUAUUCUGUGUUUUCUGCUCAGAACUACUCUGUCCCUAAAUCCAGAUGAUCCAAAUGUUUGUAGUCAUUGGGAAAGCUACGCUGUGACAGUACAGGAAUCUUAUGCUCAUCCUUUUGAUCAGAUCUAUUAUACAAGAUGUACUGACAUACUGAACUGGUUCAAGUGCACUAGACAUAGAAUAAGUUAUAAAACAGCAUAUCGAAGAGGACUAAGAACUAUGUAUCGGCGAAGAUCUCAGUGCUGCCCUGGAUAUUAUGAAAGUGGAGACUACUGUAUACCACUCUGCACAGAGGAGUGUGUGCAUGGAAGAUGUGUCUCUCCUGACACUUGUCAUUGUGAACCAGGAUGGGGAGGUACUGAUUGCUCUAGUGGUUGCGAUAGCGAUCACUGGGGACCACACUGCAGCAACCGCUGCCAGUGUCAGAAUGAGGCUCUCUGCAACCCCAUCACAGGUGCCUGCGUCUGCGCGGAUGGGUACCGAGGAUGGCGCUGUGAAGAACUCUGUGACCCUGGGAGCUACGGCAAGGGCUGCCAGUUUAAAUGCCAAUGUCACAAUGGAGCUACUUGCGACCAUAAAACAGGAGAAUGUCACUGUGCUCCUGGAUACACGGGGGUAUUUUGUGAAGAGCGUUGUCCCCCAGGCAGUCAUGGAGCUCAGUGUGAAUUGCGCUGCCCUUGCCAGAAUGGAGGAGUCUGCCACCACAUCACUGGAGAGUGCUCCUGUCCUCCUGGAUGGAUGGGGCUGGUGUGUGCACAGCCAUGUCCUCCUGGAACAUUUGGAAUUAACUGCAGCCAGGACUGUCCAUGCCACAAUGGAGGACACUGUGAUCCCGUGACAGGAAAAUGCAUCUGUACAGCUGGCUAUAUAGGAGACAGGUGUCAAGAAGAGUGUCCUAUUGGAACAUACGGCUUUCAGUGCACACAAAGAUGUGACUGCCAAAAUGGUGCAAAGUGUUAUCAUGUAAAUGGAGUGUGUAUGUGUGACCCUGGAUUUAAAGGUAUUUAUUGCCAAGAAAGAAUGUGUCCAGAAGGAUUUUAUGGCCUCAAAUGCAACAAGAGAUGUCCUUGCAAUAUUACCAACACUCUCAGUUGCCAUCCAUUGUCUGGAGAAUGUAGCUGCAAAGCUGGCUGGGCUGGACUCUACUGCAAUGAAACCUGUCCUCCUGGAUACUACGGUGAAGGCUGCCAGCUGACCUGCCCUUGCCAGAAUGGUGCAGAUUGUGACAGCAUCACAGGGAAGUGUACAUGUGCACCAGGAUAUAUGGGAGAUGACUGCACCAUUACCUGCAUGGCAGGAACCUACGGAACCAAUUGCUCAUCAGUUUGUAAUUGCAAAAAUGAUGGUGCAUGUUCCCCUGUGGAUGGUCUGUGCUAUUGCAAAGAAGGGUGGCAAGGAGUGGAUUGCUCUAUUCCAUGUUCAAGUGGAAGCUGGGGUCUUAACUGUAACCAGACAUGUUACUGCACAAACGGAGCAGCCUGCAGGCCAGCUGAUGGCUUUUGUCUCUGCUCACCUGGGUGGCAAGGGGACUACUGUGAUCAGCCAUGUCCUGAUGGAACAUAUGGUCUUAAUUGCAGUGAGCGUUGUGACUGUAGCCACGCAGAUGGGUGUGAUCCUGUCACCGGUUACUGCUGCUGUCUUGCAGGCUGGACAGGCAUCCACUGUGAUAACAUAUGCACCCAGGGCCGCUGGGGGCCAAACUGCUCCAUCUCCUGUAACUGUGAGAACGGGGGAUCCUGCUCCCCAGAGGAUGGCACCUGUGACUGUGCACCAGGAUACAGAGGACCCUUGUGCCAGAGAAUUUGUCCCCCUGGCUUUUAUGGACACCACUGCAGCCAGCCGUGCCCUCAGUGCGUGCACAGCAGCGGGCCUUGUCACCAUGUGUCAGGACACUGCGAUUGCUUGCCUGGAUUCUUUGGCGCUCUCUGCAACCAAGUCUGUCCCAGUGGAAAAUAUGGGAAGAACUGUGCCGAGGCCUGUCAGUGCACUGAGAACGGGACGUGCAAUCCUAUUGAUGGAUCCUGUCAGUGUUUCCCAGGCUGGAUAGGGACAGACUGCUCUCAGACUUGUCCCACUGGUUUUUGGGGCCCUGAUUGCUUUCAUUCAUGCAACUGCCACAACGGAGCAAUGUGCAGCCCUUACGAUGGAGAAUGUCGAUGUACUCACGGUUGGACGGGGCUCUACUGCACUCAGCGUUGCCCAGCUGCUUUUUAUGGAAAAAACUGUGCCAAUGUUUGUCAGUGUCAGAACGGAGCAGACUGUGACCACAUCACUGGCCAGUGCACGUGCAGGACUGGAUUUACAGGCAAACAAUGUGAGCAAAAGUGCUCACCAGGAACAUUUGGUUAUGGUUGCAAACAACUAUGUGAAUGCAUGAAUAAUGCUACAUGUGACCAUGUCACAGGUACUUGCUACUGCAGUCCAGGCUUCAAAGGAAUCCGAUGUGAUCAAGCGGCUCUCAUGAUGGAAGAAUUAAACCCCUAUACUAAAAUUAGCCCUGCUCUUGGAUCAGAGAGGCACUCAGUGGGAGCAAUCAUUGGAAUUAUUAUUCUCCUUCUAAUUAUUAUGGUCUUGCUGGCACUGUUUGUGUGGUAUCGACGGAAACAGAAGGAGAAGGGCCAUGACAUGCCAAGUGUAUCUUAUACUCCAGCCAUGAGGAUGACUAAUAGAGAUUACUCACUUUCUGAUAUAUCCCAAGGUAGCGGCAGUGUACAUUGUUUUUCCAAUCCAAGCUACCACACUCUCUCAUGUGGUGUGACUUCACGCUUCUUUACCAGUAAUCUGGAUGGAAACAGCUCCAGUAAGCUCAGUAACAAAAUCCUUGACAGAGAAACUGCAGACUGGAGACCCUACAGCUAUCUGAAUGAACUAGGUGCUUGUGGGAUGGAUAGACGUCAGAACACAUACAUAAUGGAAAAAAGCUUCAAAGAUUAUAUGAAAGAAUCUGUGUGCAGCUCCAGCACUUGUUCUCUGAACAGCAGUGAAAACCCAUAUGCCACCAUUAAAGACCCCCCCAUUUUAACAUGCAAACACUCCGAGAGCAGCUACGUGGAAAUGAAAUCACCUGGUCACAGGGAGUCCCCAUAUUCAGAAAUGCCAACUUCAUCAACAGCCAAUAAAAACAUCUACGAAGUUGAGCCCACUGUCAGUGUGGUCCAAGACGCCCGCGCUCGGAGUGCCAGUUACCUCCAAAAUCCAUACGACCUGCCUAGGAACAGUCACAUUCCUAGUCACUAUGACCUCCUCCCCGUAAGGCACAGCCCGACGCACGGGCCAUCUUGGGACAAGCAGUCUUAAAAGGGAUGAACUUCAUUGUGCACUGUGCUGCAAACACACACUCUGAGGAAGCAAAAGAGAAGACAAUCCUUUUCUGCGCUGCAGGAUGCUGACGGGAUUUCAGACUGUCUUACGCAAGGACCUAAUGUAACACAACAUCUGCCUGGGCCAACUGCUGCUGCAUGAUGUUAUUUAUAAAGACAUUUUUAUAUGGGUAACAGGAACUAACGAGAACCUCCUCCACGUGUGACUGGAGUACAUCACCCCAGGAAGGUGGCUACAUACUCCAGGCAAAAACUCUGUGGCGUGUAUUCUAACCCUGGCUUUGCUGUAAAAUAAAACACAAAAACAUGCUAAGUAGACGGACUUAUACUACCAACUGCAUCAAGAAACCUUUUACUGUUAGGAACAAAGUGACUAGGAAUUCACUGGAAUAUAUUUUCAUCUUUGUCAUGGAAAUGGACAUUUUUUCUGAAUGAAAGCAGGGAAACUUGUCAUUUCACUGUCUGGAAACCUCAUUUACUGCCAUCACCAUGUGCAACCUGUGCAGCUCACACUUGGUAAUGAGCACUGAGAUUUUCAUCCUUAUAUUCAGUACCAGGGUAUUUCAGUUGAAGCGUAUUAGCACAGACACAUUCUGUACAGUUUUUUAAAAUGUAACAUCUUGGCAAACAUCCACUGAUCUCUGCUAAUGACUUGAGUUUCAACAGUGAGUCUCACAGCCAACCUACCACACUUUUAAAAAGCUAUAAAGUAUUUUGAUUGGCACAGAUAGGCAUUAAUUUUCCUUAUACAGCUUUUAUUUUUUUAGAUAAUUCCACCAGCUUUGUCAGGCAGUGUAAACCGAUGCACCUUCACUCCCGGCCCGGGGACACAGCCGGUUUGCACAGACUAACCCUGGUUUGGUUUCCUUUCCUAAAGCUAAGACACGUCUGCUCAUCUUUACAAACCAUCUCAUCACGAUUCGCUUAACAGCAUGCCGUUUGUGAUACCCUUUGAUUUGAUGUGCAUUACCAUGUAGUGCAACUUUAUCCGUUGAUGAUUCUACCUGAAAUGUCAUUAAAUUGAGCUGAAACUGGGUUUUCUUUUUCAGCACCUGUUUGUGAACUAAUUAUCAAGGGGUUGGCCCAUGGUAAAGUUUUGGACUAAGCCACCAUGAGUAUUUUUUUUUUAAUGAUCUUUAUUGACCUAGAUAGUAGAAUACUUGCCGUUAAGCAGUUCCUUGUAGAUUUUGAGCAUGAAAUAGUAUUGAUUCUAAGUACGUAAUUUUAUUAGGCAAACGUGGAAGCAGCAAGUUGAUUUCCUCUUAAAUAUAUAAAAAAAAAUAAUUCUGUUGCACAUUCACCACUUUGAUGGAAGUAGAAGAGAAUGAAACCAGCAUCAAUCUGUUUGCUCUAAGCAUGAUCAUUCGCGUAACCUGCUGGUCUAGGGGACGGGGACAAGGAGCCUUCCAGCUCGGAAGCAGCAGCUUGAUGCUGGCUCAGAGUCAGACCAGGCAUCGGAUCACUCGGAGCACCCUGAUGGGGCCGAGCCCGUGUCCCCGCAGACGGGCUCAGCCCUCACCUCUGGGAUGGAAACCCCUCACACAGUGGUACUGAGCCACCCGCAACCUGCACAGCACCCCUGGGUGCACCACUGCAACACGCUCGUGUAUCAGGCUGCGGGGAGCCCCGGCGCGGCGCUGCAGAAGGAGCUGGGACCCCAGCGGGUGGUCGGCUCGGCUCUGAACCCCACUGUGCAAACCAGUUCUGCAGUGAGGCAGCUGAGCUGAGCCCAGAGAUGCCCCAGGCUUCCAGAGCAGCAGAUUUUCAUGUUGCAGGAUAAUGCAUAAGUAGUUACAUGAAUGCUGCAUGUGUGCAUGGGGCCAAUGACUGAUCAGCAAUAGUAAUUUUAUUUUCCAGGAAAGCCUUAUUUGAGAUGUAAGUAGACAAUUAUUUUGUAGGGCCAGUAGAAAUAUAUUUUAUGUACCUGAAUAGAAAGACUUACCUCAAAUCUAUCAAGAGAAAGGCAGUUUGGUAAGGAAUACUCUCGUUAGAGACCUACCUUGACACCUAGCACAAGCAGUCUCAGCUGCCGGCCUGACCAAUCUUUGUGUGUGUUGCUGUAAAGCUUCCGAUGAGACUCCAGAGAGCAGAGUUGUGCUCAGUUGGGGUUUUUUUCAAAGCUGGAUUUUCAAACCAAAUGCAACAGUGUGCACAGAGCUUAACAGGAAAAAAACAAAACAAAACCAACAAAAAAGUACCUUCUUGUAUAUUAGCAUUAGCUUAGGAAAUAGGCACCAAAAUGGCAAUACUUUUUUAAGGCAAGACAGAUUUGUAAUAUAUUUGUUCACUGUGCAAAGGUAUUCACCUUGUACAAAAUAAAUUGAACUUCUCUCAGUGUGUAUUUUCUGAAACGUACUCAUUUGCAGACUUAAACAGGUCAGAGUCCUCCAGGCGACGUGGCUGGUCACAAAGGGGCUGCCCCCUCAACAAAAAAAAAAAACCAAACAGGAGGCAUCAGGUUUACAAGCCAGAAGUCACAGGAUUUCUCAGAAACCACAAUGCUGUAAUUCAGACUGUAAUUUGGAGUUCAUUUCAAGUAACGCCUAAGUUUAAAACAAAACGUAACUGGCUCUGUACGUAUCCUUCUUACAAUUCCUCAACAGUUUAACCUUAGCGGGUCUGAGCAAGAGACCUCGAUGAUGCACAAACCCAGCCGGACCAGAUCCUGCACACCUACAAAGAGCAAUCUGCAGCAAGUACCAGCACCAGGUCUCUCUCCGAUUUCCACGCGAUGCAAUUCAGCGCGUGUCAGGACAGCCUCUGUGCCACUAGCGGGUCGUCUUGCCUUCAGGUGGGCGCUGGAGGGUACAGGCCAGCACAGCAUACCCUACUGCCCCUGCAGUGAUGAGCCAGGACACAUGGCAGCCACCUCAGCAGGUUUGACAGCACUCCCAGGAAGCCUAAUCAAUAAAUCACGAGCAUAGAUUUGCAGCAGAAACACCUUCAGAAUUAAUGACUCCCAGGCAAUGCAGCUGACUGCUACAUGCUGAAGCUUUUCCAAUAUUUGUGCUUCAUAUUUCCAAAAAUCUUGUUAACUAAAGCCCAGCAUGUAAUCUUCUUAUUUGACAAGCCAUACUCAAUAAGCUAUUUAAAGCUGGAAAUUCAUCAGGUUUGAACUGAUAGAAUAAGUAAUUCUAGCUUAAUAAAAAUGUCUUUAAAUCAGAACAACUCCAUGUCCUUUCUGCUUAAGAGUCAGAACCUCAACUCCCAUCAAAUACAAGAACCACUGAUGCUUGCUGAACAGCUUCAGAAUUGUUAAGGUUGUGACUAUUCAAAUAUGUAAAUGACAGCAAAAGCUUUUUGGCAAGUAAAGCUCAUUUUGCAGCAUUAUAGAGAGUUCCCAGAAACUCCAAAAGCUCAUUUCAGGGCCCAAAAGCAAUAUCUGUUAUAAUCAGUUGUCUCUUAUUAGCAGAAAAGAGACACUUCAGUGCAGAAAUAACGCCAAUUACAGAAGAGAAUGAUUAAUCAGCAGCUGAACAGGAACAAUAUGCCGUUGGGUCAGUGUUCAGACAGAAUAAUGUCUUGCAUUGUCUCUCCCAAAGCACUUUGUGAAGCACGUUCUUGUCCCAGGAGCGUCACCCAGCCCAGGGCCAGCCAGGAUCUGCUGCCGCAGCACUGCAGUGCUUAGUCAGGAAAAAGCAGUAUAAAACCAUAGAACACGAGGCAAAGGCUUUAAUGGGUAAGAAGUUACAUCCCUGUAUAAACUCUGUUUGAUUUUGCUUUAGAAGUCGAUGGCUUAUGAAGGCUUUACAAACUAUUGCAUGAAAACAUUGUUCUAUGUUGCAGCAGUUCGUAAGUACAAAAGCAGAUUUUGCACAGCAUUUCCACCCAAGGCCUGAUGGAAAAAAAGAAAUUAAGAGCUCUUACUGUCUCUAACAGCACCCACAGCCAUUUCACAGCUGCCCAGGACUUACACACAGCACUCUCUGUUGUGGACCAAAGGAAGAAGCACGUGCAAACUCUGCGUGGGGCAGGGGUGGCGUCGGCCUCCAACAGCCAUCUGUGCUCCCACAGCCUUUGUCACGGUUGCAUUUGCUGCAGAAGGAAGCAACUUGCAUAAAAGCACGUGAAAUCCAAACCUGACAUGAUAGCUAAGUCAAGUUGCCUGCUUACAUGAAUCAGAAAAGAAAGCGAAGCGAAACUCAUCCUGCAUUUCCAGUUGACAAAUUUAGAACUUGGCUGCUGCGGUAAUUUGGUUAAUUCCAAAAUAUGCUCUGGUCUGGUUAGAGAAAAUGCUGUGGGAACAACUCCCACAGUGAGCAAGGGCCCAGCCUGACGCCUUGUCCUUACGCUCUCCUGCAAUACCAAGAGGCCCUACAUAGCCUUUGUCCCCAGAGCCACCACACGUGCGGGGGCAGCUGCUGCUGGGGACACUGGCAGUCUGGCGCCUGAGCACCACCUCUUCAGCAGGACCCACAGCAGGAUCACAAAGCCAUAAUAAUUUGCUGUAGAAAGCAAUACCUUGCUGUCCACAGAAGUUUCUUACUGGUGACAAUAUGGACAAGAAAACCCAGACAGGUUUGUAAAAGCUAUUCAGAGGUUUCACUGGAGUGAACCCACAGACCUCUCAGAGUCCAAGAGCUCCCUGACACUGCCAAACCGUCAUGGCUAUGAACUGCAGCAGCCCCAAAAAGCUGCAGGCCUGGUCUGAAUAACGAAGGCAACUGUCAUGUAACACGACCCUUUCGGUUCCUAUUCUGGGUGUACUUCCACUUCAGCAUCUUCUCAGAACCAGUUCAAAGAAGCUUACUAGCUUCCAGCACAUAAAGACCUUCACGUCAGUUCCCAGUUCUCCCAAAAAACCGCACCCAACACCACACUGAGUUGUCCCCUGUAAUUCUUUAUUAGAAUCAUGGAUGAAUAGAUUUUAAAUCAAUCUAAAAAAAUAAUGAAUCAAGGUACAGUACAUGCAUAAAAUACAAAGUAAUUUACAAACAGAUCAAAAUAGCAUCUUCAGAACUAAUACCAGGAGGAGAAAUGGAUUUAAAAAAAAAACAAACAAACACAAAAAACAA
Messenger RNA from Falco peregrinus (peregrine falcon), 8709 nucleotides. It is a transcript of the gene MEGF11, whose product is annotated as multiple EGF like domains 11. The transcript has 26 exons. Lineage: Eukaryota; Metazoa; Chordata; Aves; Falconiformes; Falconidae. The coding region runs from base 336 to 3671 and encodes 1111 amino acids. Gene Ontology annotation, cellular component: membrane. Gene Ontology annotation, molecular function: protein binding. The record is from RefSeq and is a predicted model, not a curated record.